This is a messenger RNA of Tribolium castaneum (red flour beetle), 7418 nucleotides long. RefSeq names its product protein bric-a-brac 1. Lineage: Eukaryota; Metazoa; Arthropoda; Insecta; Coleoptera; Tenebrionidae. The record is from RefSeq and is a predicted model, not a curated record. Gene Ontology annotation, biological process: regulation of transcription by RNA polymerase II. Gene Ontology annotation, cellular component: nucleus. The coding region runs from base 541 to 2412 and encodes 623 amino acids. The transcript is spliced from 9 exons. Gene Ontology annotation, molecular function: DNA binding; protein binding.
CCGGUUUGCGCCCGCGCUUGAUUACGUUCGUAUUUGUUUACAUAAGUUAAUAAACACAUGUUAGAUCUGUCAAACGCCACGUGCUUCUUGUAUACACAAGUGUUUUAUGAAAAAAUUAGCGGUUGGUUGGGAGCCGGUCAUUAGCAACAAGUGGCAAAAUCGCCGAAAAGCAUGGCGUCUGUUUGAACGGAAUCAACAAGUCGCGGGCGCCGCGACGGCAGCGCCGCUAUUUACGACGUUGGCCGCGCCACGACGCGUCCCUCCACCAUAUCCACCUGUUUUCUUUGCACACCUACCAUCAAAUGCACCUUUGAUGGGUCAAAAUGUUUGGAUUUUGUUUAGUUUUGGCUUGUUUUCGUUGUUGUGUGUAGACGUGCCGCUUUGUUUUCUUUUGUUGAGUUCGAGCCGUUUUAGCUAUCAUCCGUUUUCGUUGACGCAUUCGAGUGAGAGUGGCAGAGGCUGAGGAAAAGGGCCUGGAAAAAGGGAUCUGCACCGCCGCUUUUUUAUUAAUUAGAGUCGUUGCAGGUGACCACCAUCAACAUGCAGCACACCUCGGGCUCCCCCCAGCAGUUCUGCUUGCGCUGGAACAACUACCAGUCCAACCUGACCAACGUCUUCGACCAGCUCCUCCAGAGCGAGUCGUUCGUGGACGUCACCCUCGCCUGCGAUGGCCACUCCGUCAAGGCCCACAAGAUGGUCCUCUCGGCCUGCAGCCCCUAUUUCCAGUCACUCUUUUUCGAGAACCCCUGCCAGCACCCGAUCGUCAUCAUGCGGGACAUCAAGUGGCCCGAACUCAAAGCCGCCGUUGAGUUCAUGUACAAGGGCGAGAUCAACGUCUCGCAGGAGCAGAUCGGGCCCUUGCUCAAAGUCGCCGAAAGCUUGAAAAUCCGCGGCUUGGCCGACGUCAACGGCGAGCAAGACAUCGUCGCCCCGACCGGCGAGCUCACCACCAGCACCAGGACCCUCCUGAAGACGGCCUCCACCCCGAACAACGGCUCCGGCGAGUGGGAAUGCCGGCCGGAGGGUGACGGCCCGCCACGUGUCAAAAAGAGACGCAGACCUUCCGGAGAACGCAGCAGCCUGAGCAGUCCGGCUGAGAGUGCGAGCACGGAAAUUCCGGAUCCUCCGCCUUCGGUCGAAAUGUCACCGGCGCCGUCCGCGACGCCGCUUCCUUCUUCCGUUUCGAACGAACCCUUGCCGCUAACGUUACCGCUUCCGCAACAACCGCAAGUAUCACACGCGUCCUCGGACGAUAUGGAAAUCAAACCAGGCAUUGCUGAGAUGAUACGCGAGGAGGAACGGGACUGUUCAGGAAAUCCUUUGAAAAAGCCUAACCUCCAGGCCAAGUUGUUGGAGUCUUCCCAUGCUUGGCUCGGCGCCUCUACGUCUUCUAUAGCCGCAGACAGCUACCAGUACCAGUUGCAAUCCAUGUGGCAGAAAUGUUGGAAUACGAAUCAAAGUCUUGUACACAACUUGCGCUUCCGUGAACGAGGGCCGCUGAAAUCCUGGCGACCUGAAACCAUGGCCGAGGCAAUCUUCUCGGUGCUUAAGGAGGGCUUAUCCCUGUCCCAGGCCGCCAGGAAAUACGAUAUUCCCUAUCCCACGUUUGUUCUGUACGCGAACAGAGUGCACAACAUGCUAGGACCGUCCGCGGACGGCGGAUCAGAUUUACGGCCGAAAGGACGAGGGCGGCCCCAAAGAAUUCUGUUGGGGGUUUGGCCCGAUGAGCAUAUACGGGGUGUUAUCAGGGCCGUAGUGUUCAGAGACUCGCAUCAAAUCAAAGACGAACCACACGUCGCAUACCCACGAAUUCAUGACGGCGUCAGCAUACACAGCUACCCGAACAACUCGUGCAGCAACGGUUCCGAAGCGAACGUUUCCCCAGGUGCGGCGGCGGCGGCGGCCGUGGCGGCGGUGGCCCAGGGCCUCCGCCAGCAGAUGUGCAGCAUGGUGGCGGCGGCGCAGCACCAGAGCUCCGCUCACGACACCAACCCCGUGGCCAGCCUGGUGAACUCGCUGGCGUUGGCCGGCCACUGCGGCAACGUGUCCAUGUCCAGCAACGGCGCCGCCGCCCCCAUGGGCCCCCUGCGCAGCAUGAGCAGCCCCGCCGGCAGCAUCCAGGACCUGCGCAUCAGCCCCGCCGAGUCGGCCCUCGAGAGCCCCAUCUCGUCGCCGCUGGGGCUCACCGUCUCCAGCUCGCUGGAGCCCGCCAUCAACCUCAACAUCGGCAACAGCAUGGACGUGGGCAUGGGCAUGACCUACAAGCCCACCAGGGCCUUCGCCUCCCCCAGGCCCGAGAACCUCUUCCAGGAGGACAUCGACGAGCUGGUCAAGCCCAUGUCCACGCCCAGGCCCAAGGACGCCAUGGCCACCAUCAAGAUGGAGCCCAUGGCGGAGUGUCGCGGCGAAUGAAACGAGACAAUGCUACAAUGUAAUGUGAUAAAUUAUUAUUAGGUUUAUUUUCUAUUAUCAAUUAACUGUUAAUUAUUUCUAAAGUUUUAGUGGGUAGAAUGUUUUCGACGAUUUUAUAAAAUUUAUCUAGAAGCCAAAGUUUCGGCCAGUUCCAUAAAAGACUGUUGUGUAUAUGUAUACUAUUCGAAAUUCAAAAUUAGAGUGGAUAUUUUCUGUAGGGAAAUCACAUUAGCAGGGAAACUAUAUCAACAUUCCCACAUUCGCUUUACGACAAUCGGUUGAUGAAGGAAGAAUUCUAUUCAAUUUUCAUAUCGCGGAUUUUUUUCGGUUUUUGACACUGACUUAUCGGGGCCCAAACUACUCAAAAGUUAUGCAAUAAUAUGAUAUUCUAAAAUUUGAAAUUCCAGGCACCUGUACACAUAUACAAAUUUAUGAUUAAAAUUAUUUCCAGCCUUUGUAAAAUGUUUAUUUUUAUUUAUGUCGCAAACAGAGGCCAUGGACUAAAACUGCGGGCAAAACGGUUUUUUUUUCUCCAAAAUACUCGAAUAACUGAGGCUUAAAUUCUCAAUGAGGUGAGAAAAACUGCCCACGAAAUUUUCAAAACUUUUAAAGAUGCAAAAAAUGUGAAAGGAACAAAACUGUUUUACUUCAAUUUUUACUUCAAACAAUCUCUUAGUUUAGGCUCUAAAGAUGUUAAAUAUGCUAUAUAACGUACAGUCGCGAUCGAAAAGAAUGACACCCCUAAAACCACAGCCACAAAUAUUUUCAAUAUGAUACGGUUAAUGUGUACAUUAGGCCAGUUUAUAAAUUAGUUGGAUAAUGUUAGACAGAUUGUGUAAACAAACCUUUUGCUAUCCGGCCUGGUUGGUAGGGGUGUCAUCCUUUUUGAUCGUGAGUGUACGCGUUUCGAUAAUCCUUAACUGUCAUCUUGAAAAAACUUGUUGAAGGCCGUAUAAUUUGAGAUAAAUAUUGUGGACAAGUUUUUAAUCAAAACUCAAUACAUAUAAUAUUGCAAUUUUCUGUAAAUAAAAUUUUCUAAACUGGCGAUUUUUUGGCUCGUUUUUGCCUUAACAGAUUGGCUUGUUUGGUUUUCGGCUUUGUUUUGGGAAAAUCUCUCAAAUUGUGAGAGUUACACUUGAAAAAUACUUCCCAAAGUGGCAGUUUAUUCUUUCUUUUUUCCUUCUCGCUGAAAAAUAUAAAACAAAAUCCUAAACAGGUCGAAUUUUGCAAUUUUUAUCUUUUUUUCAACUUUCCAAAUUUUCUGUGUGAAACACUGCAUUUUCGAAUUGAAAUUGGUGGUUUUCUUGUUUGUUUUAAUAAAAUGAUUUACAUUUCAUCUGUUGAUUUACAGACAACGCUUUAAAAUUACAUUCAAGAUUGAACUAGUGGGAGUUAAAUUCCUGUAUCUAGUUUGCACUGCAUUAAAUUAAUUAAUCAGGAAUUAAAAUUUGAUUGCAGUUCGGUGUUAUGUACAGUAAAUCUGACUUAAAUCUACCAAAGAACUGAAAAACAAAUCGUUUCAAACAUAAGUUAGUGCUUCUUACGUUCCUGAAUUUCACAGAAAAAAAAACAUUUCAACUUUCGGAGAUUAUUCGUUUUAUGCCUAAUUUAGCACUUUUUGCAUUACUUUUACAAAAUGUUUCGCAUUUGAUAGUUUUUCAGUUUCUAAAUUCAUAUCAACAAACGAAAAAAAAAAUCGAAUUUAGAAAGUUAUUGUAAAAAGCUCUAACCUAUGAAAUAAGCAAGAAUGAUUCAUUUUAGUGAUUUACCUGCUUUUCUUUUAAGAAAACCUCUCAAAAUUUGCGUGUUUUUCAUUGAAAAUCUCUUCUAAAAUCGUAGAAAAUCAGUUUAGUUUGGUCAUUUUCCUUAUUGUCCUUAUUGAAUUUUUUUUUUAAUUUGUUGAGACUGAAAAAAAUCAAUCGAAAAGUCAUAUAAUAUAAUAUUAAAGCAAACGUAUUUCUAAUCUCUCGGAUUUAGAUUAGUUUCUAAAUUGAAAAUAACUUAUUCCUGUGUUUUUUUUUAAUAUUUCAGUGCCUUUGACAUAAACUAAUACCGCUUUCAGACUUUGAUCAGUGAUUGUCCUACUUUUAUUUUGGAAAAAUUUCUUAAUAUUGUAAACAAAAUAACACAAUUUUGUGAUUUUUCCUAAAGUUUUAAAUUCAGUAAGAUCAAAGCCAAACCAAACAUACUUCAAGUCUAAUUUAGAUCUAGAAUCUUUUUUAUAAACAGAUGAAAAUAGCGCAUUUUUAAGUUAAAUUAAAUUGUCUAGAACAGGUUGGCAAGCAAUAGGUAGUUUUUGCUAAAAAAAAAUCCAAAUAUACCGAGUUAGUUUAAUCAUUUUUCGCUUAUGUUUUGAAAUCUUUACAAUUUUUUCCUCUCUCAUUAAAAAAAAUACUUAAAUUUUUGAUUGUGUCUUUAGAGCUUUUUGAUUUUGUUUUUUUCACUGUAAACGGGCGCUGUCUAGCCUAAAAUUUUAGUCCUGCGUGCUCAUAAACUUACGACUCCGGAACUCUAUUUUGUGUAAUGAGAAAAUUUAGAACGGUCAGUGUCGGUUCACAAGACGUAAUUACAAUUGUUUUUUGCUGGCAAAAAAUAAAAUUUGGUCGCAAUUCUGGCAAGACUCGACCCAUAAAGAGAAAUAAACAUUUUUGGGGACUUGCUUUAAAUACUUACUUAAAAAAUAAAUAGUUUAAUAUAUUUUGUAAAAAGUUAAUUUAUUUUAGUAAUUUAUAUUUUAGUGUUUAAGUGUGCAGAUGCGUUAGAUAUUUAUUUUUUGAAAUUUGCAUAAUUGGAGCAAAAUAUGAGUUUAUUUUAUUAUAUAAUGAUGAAACAAAUGAGAUAACUAAGAAUACACCAAAGUCACUUGAUAGGUUUAAUUGUAAUCGACGACGUGUUGUAAUAAUAGUGACAAGACGAGGACGACAGCCACUGUGUUUUUUCAGUGCAAUAUUACAAUUCCUGUUUUAGCUAGGUUUAAUAGGCGUGUUACAUGGAACUUAAUAGAAAUGGUCAGUUACUAUCAGUAUUUCGUAUUCAGUUGGUCUCCUUUUGUAAAUGGUUUAAUUUAUUUAGUACAUAUUGUAAAGAGAAAUGUAAAUGUAUUUAAAGAUGAGAUAUUGCUUUGUUGAUUAUUCUGCCUUUAGCUUCUGUAUUUCCAGUCGCGGCAAACAGGUGUUACAUAUUGUAGCGCGCGAACUAAAUCAAAAUUUUAUGAAAAAACUAUCUGUUGUAAAUCUAGAAUAUGUGGUAAUCUGUUUGUUGAGUAUGCAUUUCCACUUGGUAAGAAGCUAUGAUUUACCGACUUGUAGCAAUGCCAAAUGUAUUAUAUGUUACAAUGUAGCAACAAUAGUGAAUGUAGGUGUUGUGUAUGUACAAAGUGUAGUGCAACUCGAACAUAAAGACAAACUUCAGUGCUGCUGCAACACAAUUAUUUGCGCCUCAGUUCACCAAAUAGCACACAUUGAUUAACAUGAUAAAUAAACAUUUAUACUUUCAGCUAGUGUUAGGAGUCACGGAGCCAACAAAAAUUAUUUUUGUGAUUUGUUUAGAUGAUAGGAUAUGAAAUAAUGUACAAAAUUUAUAUAAAACUUGUAAAUGUAGAAGAGAAAUUAUUACGAUUUAAAUGAAAUUAUAAAUGCCUUCCUGCCAUUUAUGGGUCUACCACGCUCGUCGUUUGACUUUUGCAUGAGGUGAUAUGAUAUUUUUCAAAAAGUGGCCUUUAAACUUUCAGUACUUGUUUGGAUCUCUCUGCACAAGGUGAUGCACUUUGCUGGCCCCACUUAAAACCUCCGAUAACCACAUUCUGGAGCUCUUUUGGAAAAAAUAAUUUAGGCAAAACCGCUAUCUACUUUUGUAGACUUAUUAUAAACAAAAGCUUUAUUUUAGCUAAGUCUUAAAAAAUUCACAUCUUCCUUAUUAUAAAAGAUAUCCAUUUGAAACAAAAACGUUUUACAGACACUUUUUGACAAGAACUAAUAAUGUAACUGACGAUUUUUUUGCCAUUGUUUUAACUAUUUUUUAAAAGAAAGUCGUAGGUGGCCCUGACAUUUUUAAAAAGCUUACCUUUUCUGAUUUCUUUGUCUAUUUGUUUUUAAACAAAUUAAAAAAAAAACAUAAUUUGCUUUUUGUUUGUAGUAGGCCAUGUAAAAAUAUUGAAUUGUAUUAAAUCUAUAACGCGAGGUGUAACAUACAAUAUUUUUUGUGCUUUGUGGAAAAAGUCUUUAAAUGUCAAUAAAAGGGAGAUUAAUUUUUUUUAUAAGUUUAAAAGUCAAAAAAAGCAUAGUGGGCUGUGGGUUUUGCUGAAAUUAUUUUGAGAAAAAAGAAAUGUUUGGACGUGCAGAGUGCGGCACCCUGUACAUCUCCCGGUUUGAGUUUUUAGUAGGUUUUUCGGUUCAAAGACUAGGCUUAAUGUGUUCAAAAACGAGUAAAGUAGUAAGUGCCUUCCAAACUAUGACCACUUAUGUCAUCCGAGACACAAAAUUGUUAUUGAACAAAAUUGCAUUUUCAUCUGUUUUUUGGUAUGGUAUCACCCUGAAUGGCAUGUUCUUUUUCAUAUCUCUGUAAAUUACAUUUAUAUACAUACAUACCUAACUUUAUUAUAAUUAUGUAAGCAAAAGUGAUGUGAGAUUGGCGGCAGUUUUUAGAUAUGAUGUAUAACCACUCAAAAUUCAGGUAAAAGCUUUAUUUUAAUGUAUACUAUUAAAACAUAAUAUAGUUCGAUGUUAGUGCAAAUAUAACAUAGCAUACCUAAAGUUAUAAAUAGCCUCUUUAGUCAGUAUGCAAUAAUUAUUAUCAUUCAAGUUGUGCUACUCGUAGAGACAGUCUGAACUUACAUGCAAUCGCCCAGUUGUAUGCAUCAGUCAUAUUAUAUGUGCAGUCUCUUUAUUUAUAUUUUUAUAAGACUUGCGUUCAGUCUACAUUCUUUACAUGAUUUAUGCACAUUAUUAUUACUAUUAUUUUAUGUCUGUAUGGUAAAUAAGAAUAAAUUGUAAAAAUUCAAACAUGAA